Messenger RNA from Tigriopus californicus, 1067 nucleotides. Its product is annotated as protein NipSnap-like. NCBI's taxonomy places the organism in Eukaryota, Metazoa, Arthropoda, Copepoda, Harpacticoida, Harpacticidae. Bases 89 to 907 code for a protein of 272 amino acids. Gene Ontology annotation, cellular component: mitochondrion. The record is from RefSeq and is a predicted model, not a curated record. The transcript has 6 exons.
CGAGUCUCCAUCCUAGGCUUAGCAACACGGAGAUCCAAGCAGACCACCUGAGGAACGACCACUUAAGGGACCCACUUCAAAGGUUGAAAUGAUGGCGAUGACAAGGCCAUGGAGGAAAUUGUCCUCCAAUAUAGCAGGAUUGACUGCACGGGUGGCCUCAAUCUCGACCGGAAACACCGAUCACGCUUGGAUCUUCUCCAGCGAUGCGGCCAAAUCUGCUGGACACUCGUCAUUGUUGUCCAAGAGCGACACGGUCUUCCAAAUGGUGAGUGACACGGUGUCCCCGAAGAAUUGGGACGAAUACGUCAAACGAAAAGCCGGAUAUUUUGCCUUGUGUGAGGCCAAAUCCGAUUUCAAGUUCGAACAUUGCGGUAGCUGGCACUUUAUCUACGGAGAUGUGGGCUUUCGAGCCAUGCACUUGGUCAGUUACAAGAAGGGCUGGAACGACGUGGACACUACUCGAUUGGCCAUGAAACAUGAUGCCGAGUAUCAGAAAGAGUACCGAGGUAGCUUGAAGCUGCUCAAAAAUCAACAUAUUGAACUUCACAAAGGCUUCAGUUAUUGGCCGGAGCCGGAGAAGCGAUCUGGCCAGAACAUUUAUGAUGUUCGGAGCUAUAAAUUGAAGCCGGGAAGUAUGUAUGACUGGGGUAACUAUUGGGCCAAGGGCAUCAAGUGCCGGACUCGAGUGAGGGAUGAUAUCCCGUACGCCGGAUUCUUCACCCAAUUGGGCAAGAUUCACACCAUCUACCAUAUGUGGGUGUACUCGGAUUUGGCUGACCGGAAGGAUUGUCGAAUGGAUACUUGGACCAAUCCGGAAUGGAAUGAGAUCGUGGCCAACACGGUGCCGCUCAUCAAGAACAUGGAAACACGCAUUUUGGAACCACUUCCAUUCUCUCCCACUCAAUGAUCAUUGAUAAAUGACCUUUUAUUGCAACCUUCUGGUAGCCCUGCUACUUCCGACUGUUAAUAUUGGAAGGCGGGCAAUUAUGUUUUUACAUAUUGAAUUCUAUUUUUUGUGGAAGUGAAAAAAAGCUAAGGGAAAGCAUUAAACUUAUUGUCCGACAAAA